AUGGCCAAACUCGAUGCACUGCAGGAGGAGGUCGACGACACCUCCUCUCAUUUGCUUCUUGACAAAUCCGCGCGCGAUCGACUUUCAUCGAGCGAUGAUGAUGGCUCCAUUUCCACCGUUUUUGAAAGAGCAGCGUGGCAAGCCCACAAGCGCUAUAGAGCCGGCGGGGGCAGCGCUACGCUGAAAAUCACAUUUGGUCUCCUCUUCUUUGCUCUCAUCCUGACCUCCGCCACUUCAGUCGUCCUCGCUACGUGGCUUGUCGCACAUGACGACCAUGCCAGCCCCAGCAACAGCGCACAGGGGCAUGACCCGUCUCCGCCUCCGGCUAUGGAUAUGGGUAUGGCGCGGCCUACAACGAAACCAGGACUGACAUCCUGCGGCUCCUCUGCCGCUGAAGCCCUAGCAGCCGGAUGUCGCUUUGACAUCUUUUCCUUUGGCUGGUAUGCCCCGGAAUGUGCCGAUCCCCAGCUCUACAAUACUACGCUCUACGCGCUCCGCGACCAACUGGGGGGCUCGCCCGCAUUUUACAGCUCGCGGGGCCGUGAAAUUCCGAUCGAGGUCGUGGAGAACUACGGUCGUGGCGUAAUGGCCUCUGACGAGGGAGCAGUGGCCGAUGGCCAGGAGAUCAGAGGCACCUGGGAGCACUACCUAGUGUCGUGCGGCUACGCAUGGCAGAAGGUGCAGCGGGCGGCGAUGCGGAAUUGGCCAUUGGACGAAUGGUCUGCAGGCUAUAAUUUAGCGAAGCGAUGUGGUCCGGACAUGCUGCAUCGCGCAAAGAAAGAUUCAGAGUCUCCGGAGUCGUAUUUGAAGCCUUGGUAUCCAGCGUGUGGGUUGGAGGCAGAGGACAUUCGGCGGGAGAUCGCACAUUAG
Talaromyces atroroseus is the source of this 870-nucleotide messenger RNA. RefSeq lists its product as hypothetical. Bases 1 to 870 code for a protein of 289 amino acids. The record is from RefSeq and is a predicted model, not a curated record. Lineage: Eukaryota; Fungi; Ascomycota; Eurotiomycetes; Eurotiales; Trichocomaceae. The transcript has a single exon.